CGUGAAUAAUCAUUGUUCUCAAGUAAUUAAUUUUCUUCAAUGGUAUUCAAGAUUGUCCUCAUCGUCUUCUAUGUUUUUCUUUCUCACGAAUUGCGCCCUUCAAUGGCGCAAACUUGGGUCAGAGCUGGUUAUUAUUGGAAAUCAUCAUACAGUUAUGAGCUCCCCAUUUCCAACGUAAAUUCUUCUCUCUUCACCCAUCUUAUUUAUGGCUUUGCCGGUGUGAAUACCACAACAUACCAGCUCUCUUUUCCAUCACCUUAUGAUGAACUACUAAUCUCCAAUUUCACAGACACUGUGAAGCAAAAGAACCCAUCAGUCAACACACUUUUGUCCAUUUUCCUCAUUGUUAAGCAAUGAUUCUCAUAGAAAAUCUUUCAUUGAUUCAUCAAUAAAAAUGGCCAGGCUUUAUGGCUUUGAAGGCCUAGAUCUUUGGUAUACUGAUGCAAAUACAAGCAAUGAAAUGUUGAAUAUGGGAAUUCUAUUCAGAGAAUGGCGAGCUGCUGCUGUUCAAGAGGCAAGAAACUCGAGGCAGUCGCAACUUAUCUUGACUGCCUCAGUUAAACAUUUACCAAAUUAUUCUGAUUCGGCAAUUUUUCCAAUAGAAUCCACACAGAAGUACUUGAACUGGGUUCAUGUUUUUACUUGUGAUUAUAAAAAGCCAACAAUUACAAACUUUACAGCUGCUCCUUCAGCUCUGUAUGAUCCAAGUUGUAUUAAUAAUACUGAUUAUGCUAUAAUGGCAUGGAUCAAUGGAGGACUAGCAUCUAAUAAGCUUGUCUUCUGUUUGCCUCUGUAUGGCUAUGCAUGGAAACUUGCCAAUCCUCAGGUCAAUGGUAUUGGUGCACCAGCAAGGGGACCAGCUAACAUAGAGGAGCAAGGAUUCGUGAGUUAUAAUCAAAUCAAGAGAGAUUAUAUCGAACCAUAUGGAACUAGUAUUACGUUCAAUGCAACAUAUGUGGUGAAAUACUUCACAGUAGGGACAUCUUGGAUUGGCUUUGAUGAUGCCGAAGUCGUUAGAAUCAAAAUUUCUUAUGCCAAAGAUAAAAAGCUACUUGGUUACUUUGUGUGGCAAGUCUACAUGGACUAUAAUUGGGAGCUUUCUCGAGCUGCAGCGGAAGAGGAUAGAAUUAAUUUUCCAACUCACGAAAGUGAUCAAACUGGAAGAAGUAAUAGGCGUAAGACAGUAAUAGUUUGGACGACAACUGCAACUGCUGUUCUCUUACUAGGCUUUGCCAUUGUCUAUUGCUGGAUGAGAAAGCUCAAAAGAAAAGGAGUGGUAGACUCAGCCAAACAAUCAAAUGAUGAAGUACCUUGUGGAGAUUUUACAAAAAAAACGAUCUUAAUCUGGUAAUAUAUACUUGGGUUGAGAUUGAAGCAGCAACAGACAGAUUUUCAUUUCGAAACAAGCUUGGCGAAGGUGGUU
Mangifera indica (mango) is the source of this 1423-nucleotide messenger RNA. Its product is annotated as class V chitinase-like. Gene Ontology annotation, molecular function: chitin binding; chitinase activity. The transcript has 3 exons. Gene Ontology annotation, biological process: carbohydrate metabolic process; chitin catabolic process. Gene Ontology annotation, cellular component: extracellular region. Lineage: Eukaryota; Viridiplantae; Streptophyta; Magnoliopsida; Sapindales; Anacardiaceae. The record is from RefSeq and is a predicted model, not a curated record. The coding region runs from base 395 to 1351 and encodes 318 amino acids.